AUGAUUUCACAAACCAACGAGGCCCCCGCGCCCGUCAAGGCCAGCCAAGGCUACGACAGCAAUGCCUCGUCCAAGCACGCCGACGACGCCUCGCGGCACGCCGGCCUGCUGCCCUCGGACCACUCCGACCCCGAGGUCGGCUUCGAGCACAGUGAUGAGCUCACCAACGACCAGAUGAAGAAGCUCGCCGCCUCUGGCAACGCGCACUUCCACCGCCUCGGCUGGAAGCGCCUCGCCAUCGUCACCAUCGUCGAGGCCGUCGCCCUCGGCGCCCUCAGCCUGCCCAAGGCCUACGACACGCUCGGCAUGUUCCCUGGCGUCUUCCUCACCAUCACGCUCGGCCUCAUCGCCAUCUUCACCAGCUACAUCGUCGGCCAGGUCAAGCUCAAGUACCCGGACGCCGCCAGCUACGCCGACGCCGGACGGCUGCUGCUCGGCCGCUUCGGCUACGAGCUCUUCGGCGCGGCCAUGGUGCUCGAGCUGGUCAUGGUGGUCGGCUCGCACGCGCUGACGGGCAGCAUCGCGCUCGGCGACCUCAACAACGGCAAGGUCUGCUCGGUCGCCUUCUCGGCCAUCUCGGCGGUCAUCCUGCUGGUGCUGGCCAUCCCGCCCUCCUUCACCGAGGUCGCCAUCCUCGGCUACGUCGACUUUGUGUCCAUCAUCGUCGCCAUCGGCAUCACCAUCAUCGCCACCGGCGUCCAGGCCACCAACAGCGAUCACGGCCUCUCCGGGGUCGACUGGAGAGCCAUGCCUAAAGAGGGCCUCAGUUUCUCUGAGGCAUUCGUCGCCGUCAGCAACAUCAUCUUUGCCUUUAGUUUCGCCAUUGGUCAGUUCUCCUUCAUGGACGAGAUGCACACCCCGACCGACUACAUGAAGUCCAUCUGGGCGUCGGGCAUGAUCCAAAUCUUCAUCUACACGGUGACGGGCGCGCUGUGCUAUGCCUUCAUCGGAAGCAGCGUUCUCGCGCCGGCGCUGCUCUCGGCCGGCCCGACCGUCUCCAAGGUGGCCUUUGGCGUCGCCCUGCCCGUCAUCUUCAUCUCGGGCUCCAUCAACUCCACCGUUGCCCUGCGAUACAUCCACGGCCGUAUCUGGAAGAAGUCGAUCGUGCGAUAUGUCAACACCCCUAGAGGCUGGUUCUGGUGGAUCUCCCUCGUCACCGUCUUUACCAUUAUCGCCUGGAUCAUCGCGGAGGCCAUCCCCAUCUUCUCGGACUUGCUCUCGCUCGCGUCUGCCCUGUUCGUUUCUGGAUUCUCCUUUUGGAUCCCGGCGGUCAUGUGGUUCUAUCUUCUCUGCGAAGGCCCGUGGUUCUCGCGCAAGAACAUCCUCAUCAGCCUCGGAAGCAUCGUCGCCUUCAUCGUCGGCAUCGUGACUCUGGGCGCUGGCACGUAUGCCACCAUCAACGAUAUUAUUGAACAAACUACAAAUGGCGGCGCCCAUCGCCCAUUUGCGUGUCGCCCGCUCCCUGGUGCUGCCGGCGGCCACUAA
Cordyceps fumosorosea ARSEF 2679 is the source of this 1485-nucleotide messenger RNA. RefSeq names its product Amino acid transporter, transmembrane. Gene Ontology annotation, biological process: amino acid transmembrane transport. Gene Ontology annotation, molecular function: amino acid transmembrane transporter activity. The coding region runs from base 1 to 1485 and encodes 494 amino acids. The record is from RefSeq and is a predicted model, not a curated record. The transcript is spliced from 2 exons. Gene Ontology annotation, cellular component: vacuolar membrane. NCBI's taxonomy places the organism in Eukaryota, Fungi, Ascomycota, Sordariomycetes, Hypocreales, Cordycipitaceae.